CGUAUUUACUGGUGUAGAAUGGAGAAAGUAUCGAUCAGAAAAGAGAGUAGUUUAGCCAAAGUGUUGGGGACACUAUUAUCUAUUGUAGGUGCACUUGUGGUUACUCUGUACCAUGGUCCAGUGCUUAUGUCUUUACAGUCAGAUUGGGUUAUUGGAGGUGGCCUUCUUGCUCUUCAGAACAUUCUUUACUCCUUCUCUUACCUUGUUAUGGCACACAUAAUGAGUCAAUAUCCAUCUACUAUCGUUGUAACGCUCGUACACAAUGUUUGCAUUGUCUGUGUGUGUGCACUCGUUACUCUUUUGGUUGAGAAGGAUGACUCAAAGGCAUGGAUGAUACGAUUUGACAAAACCUUGAUUAGCCUUGUAGCAACGGGUAUUUUGAAUUCAGUAUACUAUAUUGUACAUACAUGGGCAGUGAUUUACAAGGGACCCGUGUAUUUGUCAAUGUUCAAACCAUUAUCUAUAUUGAUCGCAGCCGCAUCAACGACCAUUUUCCUCAGCGAGUCCAUCUACCUUGGAAUUUUGAUAGGAGGAAUAUUGAUAUCAGUAGGAUUUUACAUGGUGUUGUGGGGGAAAGCCAAGGAAGCCAAAGUGGACAUAUUAGGAACCAUUGAGUCGUCUCCUUCACAUGAGGCUCCUCUCUUGGGAAGUUAAAAGAUACCAACUGUGUUUUCUUUAUUCUUCUGCUAAUCUCUCUAUUAUAUAUUUUUGAUCUAUAAUGUUCUUACGUUGAUUAUUUAUGUAAUAAGAAGACCAUGAAUGACUUCGAUUUCUGUCUCUCAUAAAUUCGAUUAUGCUUGGUUAAUAACCGAAAAAGUAAAUCUUUACAACUCCAACAAAUUAUUGUAUCCUGGUCUUUGUAUUGUGUUAAAGACAUUUUUUGUGUAGUUGCUUAAACAUCUUUAUAACUUUUAACUAGAGUAACUCGAUUCUUGUAUUGUUCGUCAUCUUGGUUUUAAAUACGUGUGUUUAUAUGCUUUGUUCUUUUCAAAAAGUUCUGUUUGUUUUAUUUCUUCUGUUGUGCUAGCUAUUAGUCGAGUGGAGAAAACAAAAUCUAAACAUGGAACUAACUUGUCACUGAUUAUGAAAUCUCACCAGUUUUUAUAAAUCUAAUCAUGUUAUUAUGACUUGUUAUUAUCUAAAUAUAGUCAUGUUAUGACAAAGUACAUUUACCCCGUGAACCUGUCCGAAUAUAACUUCAAAAUAACUUUUCAUAUAACUUGGAACUAACUUGUCAUAAUAACUUGUUUCAAAAUAUCACCAGUUUUAUCUAUAAGAGCUACAUAAAUGAUUUUUAUUUUUUUGAAACACUUAGCUACAUAAAUGAUUAGAUCACGAUAUUUGAUGGUCAAUGAAUAAAUAUUAAGCAUAUGGACCAUUGUCCAACCGAUCCAAAAAGUAUCUUACUGACCAAACAGUACAUUUACCCCGUUAGAUCAAUGUUGACUGGUUUUCUUACACACGUGCUUAAUGUUGAAAGUUUACUAC
This is a messenger RNA of Brassica napus (rape), 1488 nucleotides long. Its product is annotated as WAT1-related protein At5g40210-like. The coding region runs from base 19 to 654 and encodes 211 amino acids. Lineage: Eukaryota; Viridiplantae; Streptophyta; Magnoliopsida; Brassicales; Brassicaceae. Gene Ontology annotation, molecular function: transmembrane transporter activity. The transcript has 4 exons. The record is from RefSeq and is a predicted model, not a curated record. Gene Ontology annotation, cellular component: plasma membrane.